Drosophila takahashii is the source of this 369-nucleotide messenger RNA. RefSeq names its product guanine nucleotide-releasing factor 2-like. NCBI's taxonomy places the organism in Eukaryota, Metazoa, Arthropoda, Insecta, Diptera, Drosophilidae. The record is from RefSeq and is a predicted model, not a curated record.
AUGGCAUUCCGUUAUAUUUUCGUGAUCAGUGCCCUGGUUGUCCUGGCCCAAGGAUCUUAUUUGUCAUCGGUGCAUCAGGAUUCGGGGCUUGGAGUGCAUCACUCUGGAGUGGCUGGAGCUCCUGUUCUUGGCGUUUCACGUGGCCAUUCCGCUGCAUCUCAGCCUCAACGCCCCAUCUCUGGCCAUGGUUCCCUCUCUGGUCCAGUUGGAGGAUCCCGUCGAGUGAGCGGUGCAGGAGUAGGCGGAUCUCGUCCUCAUGGUGGUGCUCCUCGUCGUCCUUCUGCCGGCGCUCAUGGUCGUCCAAUUGGAGGUGGAGCUGCCUACGGAAAUGUUCACCAAAAUCGCAAUCGCAUCCAGAAACCUUAUUAG